UACCCUUUCAGCCUGUGAAUCUGCGCCAUUUCGUGUCCAGCGGUAGCUUGAAGGUGAUCGUUGGAGCAGCGGGAGAGGACGGGAGGGAAUCCACGUUCCCCAGAAAUAAAAAAAACCCCGCCUCACAUCUCAUUUUUAGUCUUUUACUCCUGCGGACAACCGGCAGCCCCCCAGUCCCCCUACAGGCACAAUGAAUUGGUCCUCCUCCUCCUCCGCCUCCAGCCUGAUGUUCAGCAGCAACGUGACCAACAAGAACGACCCGCGCUCGCUCAACUCCAGAGUCUUCGUGGGGAACCUCAACACCCUGCUGGUCACCAAGGCCGACGUGGAGGCCAUCUUCUCCAAGUACGGCAAGAUCGUGGGCUGCUCCGUCCACAAGGGCUACGCCUUCGUCCAGUACCUGAACGAGAGGAACGCCCGGGCGGCCGUGGGCGGCGAGGACGGCCGCGUCUUAGCAGGGCAGGCGCUCGACAUCAACCUGGCAGGAGAGCCGAAGCCUCACAGGCCGAAGACCAUGAAGCGAUCUGCAGGUGACAUGUUCAGGUGCGCCACUCAAACCAGGACUUCUGGACUUCCUGCUGGAAAACAGAAUCCAUCAUGUUUUUGUUCUUCUUCAUUUGCUUGCAGCUCGUCUCUGGAGUUGGACUACGACUUCCAAAGAGAUUAUUACGACAGAAUGUACUCCUACCAGCCGCGAGUCCCCGCCCCACCUCCUCCGCCACCACUGUCCCGCGCCAUCAUCUCCUCCAAGCGUCCCCGGGUCAGUCUGAGCAGCGGAGGGAGUCGGCGAAGCAAGACGGCGUUCACCUCCUCCUGCAGGAGCAGCCAGAGGGCUUCACACACAGUGAGGAGCACCGACCUCCAGACGGUGAAGAGGGAGCUGACGCAGAUCAAACACAAGCUGGACUUCCUGCUGGAGAGCCUGGAGCGCAUGGAGAAGGAGCACAAUCGGAAGUUUGAGGCCAGGAGCUCUAAACCGGAGCCCGGGGAGGUGUCCCCCGUUCACUCCUCCACCUCCAGCAAGAAGGAGGGCAGCCUGAAGAGGGACAGGGAGAGCCAGGAGCUGAACGACUCUGAGGAGGACGGAGAUCUGCUGGACGAUGAAGACGAGAUGAAGAACAGACGCAGAGAGGAGGACGAGGAAGAGGAGCAGGAGGAAGGAGAGGAUGACGGCAACAGCUCCAACGGAGACGAGUCCUGAAUGCGGCACGCCUGACAAACCAGCGUGUGACAGAUUCAUACUUUCAUUUGUGCAGGAUGACUGGACAUUUGUUUUUCAGGGUUGCUCCCGUUACAUUCACAGAAAAUAGCAUAACUGUAAACUUUUUUUUAAAAUUGUUUCUUAAUUGUGGAAGAAAAAACAUACUUGAUCUUUCCUGCUGUUUAGCUGCCAGCAGAUGGCAGCGUUUGACUGCAGAGACUUUGAGGAGGCUCGUGCAUCGCCUCCUUUCCUCAGCGUCCUCCCUCUGAAGGUGUUUUUGUUCACUUCCCUGCAGUUCCAGUCUGCAUGUUUUCCCCCGUCUGUCAUUCAGCUUCACACAGGAACGCUGUUUAAACAUUAAAACUUUUGCCCACGUUCUCCUGGCUCCUCCCUCUGUCCUGGAGGAUGGCCGAACAAUCCACUUUCAUCCCAAAAGUCCCCUUCAAAUGUCCACGCAGGUAAUCCCUCAUGUGUUCUAAUGUGUGUUAGUUGUGGAGAAAAGAACUGAAAUAAACUCUUAGAAAAAUA
Messenger RNA from Oryzias melastigma (Indian medaka), 1729 nucleotides. RefSeq names its product heterogeneous nuclear ribonucleoprotein C (gene hnrnpcb). The transcript is spliced from 8 exons. Gene Ontology annotation, cellular component: nucleus. Bases 191 to 1201 code for a protein of 336 amino acids. The record is from RefSeq and is a predicted model, not a curated record. Gene Ontology annotation, molecular function: RNA binding. NCBI's taxonomy places the organism in Eukaryota, Metazoa, Chordata, Actinopteri, Beloniformes, Adrianichthyidae.